AUGAGCGCUGCCCGACUCCUCAAUUCCUCCGGCCUUCGCUACACUGUCUUGGUGGCUGCGUCCUGCGCGGGGGUUCAUAGCUCUAGUCGAAGAGCUCCUUUGAUCAAGCUCGACAGCCCGUCAGGCCCAGCCCUCCCUCACGAUGGCCCUCUUAUUUCCUACGGACGACGUGUGAAACGUCACUUUGCCGACGCAGGGGACCCCAAGACUGCCACCAAACGAGGCGAUUCAGAGCUUACCAACAAAGCUGAUGACCCUGAUCAUUACGCUCCGGUCUUUGAAGAUGACGACGAGAAUUACUGGGCGUCUUUCUCCAGAAACUUUAACAAUGUCAGGGAAGGUAUUGCAAGAAUAGAAUGGAGUGGGUUUGGGGACAAGAUCUCGGAUAUCGUACUUCCGGCUUGGGCAAAAUUCCUACCAGACGGAAUUCAAAAACUACAAUCGGAGCUGUCUAUGCAGCCCGGGUCAUUGGCAGAUGAGAUAUGGCAAGAGGCACACGAUCCUUCUAUAAACCCAGAAAUCUUAUGGAAUGCCACAGUUCGUGUGGGAAAUACCUUGGGCAAAGACGAGCUGGAGUUCCGCCGCAGGAGAAGGAAACGCGUUGUCCAAGCUUUGGCUAGGUACCUAGACAUCAGUGAAAAAGACAUUCACCCGGACGAUGUCCCCACCAUUGCCAUUUGUGGGAGCGGAGGUGGGUUGCGGGCAAUGGUUGCCGGCGCAAGUAGCUACCUGUCUGCUCAAGAAGCCGGUCUCUUCGACUGUGUCACAUAUACGGCUGGAGUGAGUGGAAGCUGCUGGCUGCAAACACUCUUCUACUCUUCCCUUGGAAAGCAGGAUCACAAAAUACUCCUCAAGCACUUGAAGGCACGGAUUGGCACUCACAUCGCAUUUCCUCCGCCUGCGUUGAAAUUGGUCACAAGUGCCCCCACCAACAAGUUUAUUCUCAGCGGCUUCAUUGAAAAAUUGAAAGGAGACCCGAAUGCUUCAUUCGGUUUGGUGGACGUCUACAGCCUUUUGCUUGCUGCUCGGUUAUUAAUCCCUCAUGGUGAUCUCGAUGUCCAUGAUCAGGAUCUGAAAUUGUCCAAUCAACGCACGUACAUCGAGAAUGGUGAAUAUCCUAUGCCUAUCUAUACAGCUGUUCGACAUGAGAUCCCGGUUGACGAAAAAGAAGGAGGAGGAGAAGGAGAGGAAGCGAAGGAUAGUCUGGCUCUCAAGCAGAAGAUUAAAGACAAAGCGCGAAAAGAAGCAUGGUUUCAAUGGAUAGAAAUGCAUCCUUGGGAAGUCUGGUGUGAAGAAUUUGGUGCUGGGAUACCAACCUGGAGUCUUGGAAGGCCAUUUAAUAAAGGCCGAAACCAAUUGUCCGACACGGGCGUUGCUCUGCCAGAGAUUCGACAAAGUCUGCUUCUGGGGAUCUGGGGCUCUGCUUUUUGCGCCACUCUAUCUCAUUACUACAAAGAAAUCAAACCUGCCCUGGUCGGACUGGUGGGGUUCGAAGGAUUGGACGGACUUCUAACAGAAAAGAAUGAAGAUCUCAUCAAGAUUCACCCGAUCGAUCCCGCUACGAUUCCCAACUUUGUCUACGGGAUGAAGGAUCAAUUACCACCGACAUGUCCUGACUCAGUCUUCAAGAACGAUCACCUUCAAUUGAUGGAUGCUGGAAUGAGUAACAAUCUUCCGAUUUACCCACUUUUACGACCAGGCCGAGACGUUGACGUCCUAAUCGCUUUCGACGCAUCUGCGGAUAUCCAGAGAGAGAACUGGCUUUCUGUGGUUGAUGGAUAUGCCAAGCAACGCGGUAUCAAAGGCUGGCCUCUCGGUGCCGGAUGGCCCAAGGUCUCAUCGAAACCACAGGAAAAUGUCAAAGCUGUGGAUGAGGCACAGGCAACUUCUCCUCAAGAAGCAACCACCAAACUGGCCGAAGCGAGGGGAAAAGAUCACGAGGAUAAAGCAACCAACGACUCCAUCGGCGAAGACGUCCCCGGGAGUCCUACCACGGGCAAGAGUCCUGACGCAGAAAGUACCCUGGGCACCUGCAAUGUCUGGGUCGGAACCAAAGCUGAACGAUCCAGCGACGACGAACCUCCUCCCUCCAAGCGUCUGGCCUGGGACAAUCCGGAUGAUUCGACAUUCCACCUGAUGCAACCUGACGCCGGUAUCACGGUCGUGUACUUCCCUUUACUUCCGAAUCCUAAAGUUGAGGGCGUCGACCCUGAUAAGACCGAUUACCUCUCAACGUGGAAUUUCAUCUACACGCCGGAGCAGAUCGACCGGGUUGUGGCAUUGGCCAAGACGAACUUUGACGACGGCGCCGACGCCACGAAGCGCACGGUUCGCGCUGUAUACGAGCGCAAGAAGAAGUUGAGGCUCGAGCGUGAGGCGAAAGUUCGUCGAAAAGAGUGA
Messenger RNA from Rhinocladiella mackenziei CBS 650.93, 2400 nucleotides. RefSeq lists its product as uncharacterized. NCBI's taxonomy places the organism in Eukaryota, Fungi, Ascomycota, Eurotiomycetes, Chaetothyriales, Herpotrichiellaceae. Bases 1 to 2400 code for a protein of 799 amino acids. Gene Ontology annotation, biological process: glycerophospholipid catabolic process. The record is from RefSeq and is a predicted model, not a curated record. Gene Ontology annotation, cellular component: cytosol. Gene Ontology annotation, molecular function: A2-type glycerophospholipase activity. The transcript has a single exon.